AUGACCACCCGAGGGGAGCGCAUGCAACAGCGCAUGCGAGGAGCUGGACAUGGACAGAUUGAGGAUGUCUCAUUCCAAUUGGACUUUGGCGACGACCUCACAACCGAGAUCGAGCCUCAGAACAGCCCCGAGAGGCCACGCCCCCGACCGACACCAACCCCGAACACGUCUGCAAAGCGGCGUAGGUUGGACAGCGAGAUAGUGCGAUCUGCUGCUACUGCGGUAAAUAGUGCGAGCCAGGCACAGAAAUUUCCAGAGAAGCCCGAUAUCUACGAAGUCGAAGAAGGGUCUUCCACAGAAUCCGCCCAAGCCACACUCGCGCAACACGCAGCGAGCCCCGAUGCCGUUGCAGAGGCCGCCGGCCCAGACUCGGUCGAGUCCCUGCCGCCGCCACGGCCCGCCGCACCAGCGUCGUUUGUAUCACCAGUAUCGAGGAGGGUGGCAGCAGACAACACCGAGGUGGAGGAGAGCCCUGCAGAUGCGCCGGGUAGUGGGCGACGGCGGACAAUCACGACUAGUAGCGCUGUCGCGUCGAGCGCGAGAUUACAACAAGCACUUUCCCCGGGCGAAAACGAAACCGAGACGGUUCCAAUAUCUUCUCCUUUGGAGCGCAAAGUACGGCGGAACACGACCAGCACUCGCAGGUCAACACUCAGUUCUCGUGGGAGUCGGAAUUCUGCGGCAUCUGCCAACGAGGACCUGGAUGAGCUCUCUCCGGAAAGGACAGCAAACUCCGUCGACAGGACGAGGUCCCCCGAGCUUUCUUAUCGUCGUGAAACGGAACCAGAGGCAUCGGAAGCAACUAAAGCGGCACCAGAGCGAGAAACAGCUCUUCGGCCAGACGCUGAAUCGAUACUGGGGCCAGAGCUAGAUGCAAUCGUGGACGAAGUCCUGCGCCAGGGACAGGAUCACGAUGAGAGCCUGGCAGGGGAAGUAGAUGCGCAUGAAGCAGCUCUACAGCUGGGUCGAAAACGACCGCGUACGAGUCCUCGAAGAUCAUCUCCUGAACCGGAUUCUACGAUAGCUGAAGAGAAACAAGAAGAGCCCGCGCCGAAGAGGCGAAGGAAACAAGCACCAAGGAGCCCAGCGAAGCAGAGGCAGGGCGGGCCCAAAGCAGCCUCCAAGGGCAAAGCAGCCUCCAAGGGCAAAGCAGCCUCCAAAGGCAAAGCGGCCUCUCAAGCCAAGGACACCUCGCCAAAAGGUUUACUGAAGCGCAGGAAGAAGCGAGGAUCAGAUGGAGCCGAGGAGACUGUGAGCAUUCCUGUGCAGCGCUUCACGAAACGGGUGCAAAUUGCCGAAGGCGGCGAAGACGAAGCCGAUGUACUCGCUAUGGAUAUCCCGUUCGCUGGACGUGGUGGUGUGAACACGGUCGACGUGUUGACCCAAAUGUGCGAUGAGAUUAUGGAAACUAGCAUAGAGACCUUGAAGGAGGGAGUACGUAAUGCCCAAGAUGCAUCCACUAAGAGGGAGUAUCGUGUGCAGCAGCGGGCUCUGGAAGCGUACCAGGAGGAGUUGAGGACGCGGCUCCUCCAACAUACCAUUCUCCUCGAUACGCUUCAUAGCUUGCGCAAGCGAGUGCGCAGUGUGCAGAAAGAGAGGAUCACUCUUCGGGACGAAAUCAUGCGCAUCCGUGCCGAGCGAGAUCAGGUGGCGCUCCGGAAAGAUGCCGUCAGGAUUAAGCACGAGAGGGUGACGGAGGAAGCACUGAACCAAUUGAGCCUUUCUUCACAGAUGCAUGACAUCGACCUCGCCGUGGAGCGCGGUCGCGCGGCACCCGAGCUGGGCCCGGCCGAGAAGAAGCAGGCAGAGUUGGCGAACCUCGAGAUUUUAAUAUCCAGAAUUACAGACCAGGCUUGUACACAGAGCGACACAGGAGGCACGCUGAAACAGGUGAAAGAUUUCAACGCGUUCCUCGAACGAGCCGCAGUAGCUCUGGAGGGUCGAUAG
Molecule: messenger RNA, 1947 nt
Organism: Colletotrichum orchidophilum
Lineage: Eukaryota; Fungi; Ascomycota; Sordariomycetes; Glomerellales; Glomerellaceae
Product: AT hook domain-containing protein
Exons: 5
Coding region: 1-1947 (648 amino acids)
Source: RefSeq, a predicted model, not a curated record